AUGCGCGAUAAUCGCGACAAGCUCGUGAUAGCGGCACCUUUGACUGCGUUGAUUCAACAAAGCGGCCUAUCGCCCAGUUACCUUCUUGUAAGCGCAUGUAAUGUGUUUUUGAUGGAGGAGGGCGCGGCCGCUAUCAACUAUCACGGCGAUAAAUUCGAUGAAGACGACUAUCGUAAUAUGUAUUCAAGUGACGCUGAUCUUAUUUUGACAGAAUCAGUGAAAACG
Messenger RNA from Brenthis ino (lesser marbled fritillary), 225 nucleotides. Lineage: Eukaryota; Metazoa; Arthropoda; Insecta; Lepidoptera; Nymphalidae. The record is from the annotation of a GenBank genome assembly.